Acipenser ruthenus (sterlet) is the source of this 4079-nucleotide messenger RNA. Its product is annotated as inhibin beta A chain-like. Lineage: Eukaryota; Metazoa; Chordata; Actinopteri; Acipenseriformes; Acipenseridae. Gene Ontology annotation, biological process: BMP signaling pathway; SMAD protein signal transduction. The transcript is spliced from 2 exons. Bases 256 to 1431 code for a protein of 391 amino acids. Gene Ontology annotation, cellular component: extracellular region. The record is from RefSeq and is a predicted model, not a curated record. Gene Ontology annotation, molecular function: growth factor activity; hormone activity; cytokine activity.
GCUCCCUCCAUUCAGCUCUUACUGUUAGCCACUGAGACCUCUCCAGCACUCUGCACAUCCCUUCAGCACUUCUACACUCUCACGGACCUCUCCAGCUGACAAACUCACUCAAACUUUUUUGCUAACAGAUAGAAGAUAGCAGAAAGUAUUUUUUUUUAAUUUUAAAAAGGGAUUAUUCUUUGUGGUUUGCUUAGUUUAUUUUAAUACCAACAAAAAGGGAAAACUACAUUUUAAGACCAACUCUACCCAUCCAGGAUGUCCUUGCCUCUGCUGAGUGGAAUUCUGGUGCUCUUCUUUGGAAUGCUGGCAAGGAGCUCACCGACCCCUGACUCCCUGGAUGGGCACACAUCUCUCACCGACUGCCCCUCUUGUGCCCUCUCCAGAAUGCAAAAGGAUAUGCCGGCCACUUCCCAGCAGGCAGACAUGGUGGAGGCAGUCAAGCAGCACAUCUUGACCAUGCUGCAUUUGAAACAGAGACCCAACAUCACCCAACCCGUGCCCAGGGCAGCCCUUCUGAAUGCCAUCAAAAAGCUGCAUGUGGGCAGAGUUGGGGAGGAUGGCAAUGUUGAGAUUGAGGAUGACAGCCACAGCCGGACAGAGAUGAAUGAGUUGGCUGAGCAAAUGUCUGAAAUCAUCACUUUUGCUGAGGCAGGUGCCUCGUCAGGCUUGGUGCACUUUCAGAUCUCCAAGGAGGGCAGCGACCUUUCACUCAUAGAGCAGGCCAACGUCUGGCUCUUUCUCAAGCUCUCCAAGACCAACAGAAGCCGCGCCAAAGUGACCAUACGGCUGUACCAGAAAAAGCAAGGCACGGCAAAAGGGGAAGAAGAGCUGGUCGUCUCAGAGAAAGCUGUGGACACGCGGAGGAGUGGCUGGCACACCCUGCCAGUCUCCAGCAGUGUCCAGGCACUGCUGGAAAAGGGACACAACUCCCUGGAUCUGCGGAUAGCCUGUGAGCAGUGUCAGGAGGCCGGCGCCACCCCUAUCCUCGUAGAAAAGGAUGAGCGGGAGCAGUCCCACCGGCCCUUCCUCAUGCUGGUGAUACGACAGUCUGAUGAGCAGCCCCACCGGCGGCGAAAAAGGGGCCUGGAAUGCGAUGGAAAGAUCAGCACCUGCUGCAAGAAACAGUUUCAAGUCAGCUUCAAGGACAUCGGCUGGAACGACUGGAUUAUAGCCCCCACGAGCUACCACGCCAACUAUUGUGAAGGGGACUGCCCAAGCCACAUAGCGGGGUCCUCUGGCACCUCUCUCUCCUUUCACUCGACUGUCAUCAACCAUUACAGGAUGCGGGGUAUCAGCCCCUUUAACAACAUCAAGUCCUGCUGCGUGCCCACUAAACUACGGGCCAUGUCCAUGUUGUACUACGACGACGGGCAGAACAUUAUUAAAAAGGACAUGCAGAACAUGAUAGUAGAGGAAUGUGGCUGCUCUUAAAGACAAGCAGACUGCCCUGAACAUGUAAAGGACAUGGUAGCUGGGGGAAAGACAUUCCUCCCUUUCCUCCAACAGACCCACAAACCUUGACAGACACAGCAUGGAGUUAAAUUCAUAGUGUGCUGGUUACCAGUCACUUGGACCAGCCUGUGGCACUUUCAGUUAAAAAAAAGUAAAAAAAAAUAAAUAAAAUAAAAUAAUAAAAAAAAAUAAUAUAUUUUUGUUACAAACAAGAGGGAGAGAGAGAGAAAGAGAGAGAGAGAUAGAGAGAGAAGAAAAUAUUUAUGUUGCAGCAUUUAUGGUCCGCACUGCACUGCAAUAAAAUGUUUUGAUAAGGUGCCUACAUUUUCAAAACUAUGCAACCUGUCGACGUUUUUUGAACUGUUUACCUUUUCAAAAAGAGGAAGACUUUUUUUCGAUGUAAAUGUUUUCAUGUUUAUGCUUUGUUGAGAGAUACUUGAAAGAAACAUGUUUGACCAGCUGCUGGAGCCAAACACUUCUCUAUAUAAUUAUUUUUAUGAUAUAUAUUUUUGUUGUUGUUGUUUGUAUUUUUAUAAACGUUCUGAACGUUUACGAUUUGCACUAUACCGACAUUUGAUCUGCCUAAUCGUUAUUUAACAGGUAUUAGAGAAGAGGGGAGCUGCACUUAAAUGUGAGCUAAAUUAACUUUUACAGCACACACAAGAGGUUUGUUUUAAAAACAAAGACACCAAAGAUUUAGUGUGAGUGUUUCCAAUGUCCUGUGUGUGGUGGUUAUUUGGAUAAUUAUUCACAAAACGUCUUGCUCAGUCAAGGGUUGGGAUUUAAGGGUUAAUGGUUUUCCUUGCCAGCUCUAAGUAGUAUUAGCUUUGAGUCCCUUUUACAUAAGGUGACCAUAUGGCUCAGUGUUCAGCGGGACUGUUUGGGAUAAUUCAGGCUUUUAAACUCACAACCCAAUGCAUUCUGGUACGUUUUACCUGUCAACCCAAUGCAUUCUGGUACGUUUUACCUGUCAACCCAAUGCAUUCUGGUACGUUUUACCUGUCUCAGGUACCAUUCUUACCUUUAAGAGAAGCAGGACUAUGCUUACCAGAAUGCAUUGGGUUGUGAGUUGAAAAGCCUGAACUAUCCCAAACUGUCCCACUGAACAUGGAGCCAUAUGGUCACCUUACUUUUACACAUCAACACCAAGUGCUUUUUUUUUAUUUCUACAGAAGUAUUAGUGGUACACUGUUGAAAUGCAACUUAUAAAAAAAGCACUACAGACACAAAGUGAGUGUAAUUGUUUGAAUGUUUCUGUGCAAAAAAAAAACAUUUAAAAACAAAAAGUUUUUUAUAGAAUAAAAUCAACAUUUCAGCAAUUUUGUUUAAGGAAGCAUCCUACAUGAAUCCUUACUUUCAAACAUAUUUUUAAGUAAAAUGUACUUGUUUGUAAUCAUUUUCUGUCCUCUUACAAUAAACACUGUACCAUUGUGCUAAUUAUAAACACAAUUAACAGAUUAUGUGGCUGGGUAUGAAAUAUUGUCAUCGUUGUAGUCUGGCAUGAAAGAAAUUCUGAACCUGGCGGGACAUUUGUGAUCAAAUCCUGUACAUUUUAUUUUUUUUUGCAAGAAAAAGAAAUUAUACUGAAGCUAGAGUGUUUGGUCUAAUAAGAUAAAGAAAUAACAACUUUAUUUUUAUUCUGUAUAUAUUGAAAUGCAGAUACAUUUAUGUUGCAUUGCUUUGUUGUACAAAUCAAAAAAGAUAUGCUUGCCAUGUUUUCUAUCUAAUUUAUUUACAGUAUUUUUGCUUCUCUAUUAAAGCUUAAGGAUGUACACUAAUGUGUGUUAAGAAUUCUCAUUGUUAUUUGUUGCAUUAGUAUGCUAUUUCACAGACUCACUUUGUUUUCUUCGCCUUGUUUUACCUGUUGGAAGCAGAAGAAUCUUAGAUUUUAAUACAUUGUACUUACUCUCUGUAUCUUUCAUGUUUUCAUUCACACCAUAGGUAAAGUUAAGCAUAGACCAGACUGGUAUUUAUAUUUCCAGAAAUGUGGUUUUACUUCAGUAUCACAUGGUACGGCAGUCUAACUUGAAACGGUCUGUGCUGAUUUCAGUUGCAAGUAAGUGACUUAACCAAGUGCAAAGCAAGGUUUUAAAAUUAUGGUAUUAACCUUUAUUAGCACUAGGAAUGCUAUCACUGGACCCACGUUUCUUCUAUUGAAGAUGUUUUGUUGUUUUGCUUGUAUUCUUUACUUCAGUUGAAGUAUGCAGAUAAAUGAAAGACAGCACUAUACAGUAAAGGUUGCUGCUGCUUCCUACAUCAAAGGUACCAGGAUGCAGAAGUUGUAGUGUUGUACUGUAUUUGACAAUAUUUGCAUAUGCUGUAUUAUCAUUAAAAAAUUAAGAACCAAACGAUAAUCAAAAGAAUACAAGGGAGGGUGCUGACAUUUUUUUUAAUUUUGGCAAUCCCAGUCCAUCUUGCUUUAAAAAAACUGGGACUUUGGGUGUACUUGCAACUAUGGCUGCAAUUGCUUGUACAAAUUAACUGCACCUUUAACCUUGUUUAAGACUAGCAUUUUAUUUAAUAAGGGAGUGAAGUCAUUGACUAAUACACUUUAAAUGCCAGCCCAAACUCAAGGUCUUUGUAAAGCUAUCCGACCCGAAAUGAAACACUGCCAGAACAGCAUCGGC